UUGUUACAGAGUUUUUGAACUAAGUCAGAUGGUUCAAAGUAAAUAGCUUAUUUUUGUCAAAUUACUUAUCUAAACAUUAUCUGUAAAACAUGCGGAGUAACAAUGUCACAAAAAUGUAUAAUUAUGUAAUUGAUUAAUCCGAAGACCUAAGAAAUUUACAUAUGGGUGCUUCAAUGUUUGUAAUUGUUAUUACGGUGUCUUUUUAUCUUUUUACCUGGUGUCAAAAACAAGAUGCGCUCAGGUGUCAACAGAUUUUUCUUUGUCAAGGGAUUAUCUACGUUAACUCAAUUAUUUCUUUAUGGCCAGUGUCCGUCGAUAAGGUCACGUGGGUUAAUUUUUUAAUUACCAAAAUUGUUCCGAACAAAGAAUCUAAUUUUUGAUUGGUCGAAAUAGAUCAGGGAAGCCCAGGUCUCCGAUUGAGAUAGCGUGCCCUACCUCGGGCAUUCUAAUCGGAGACCUGCAUCAAUAAAGUUGUUCAGUUAAUUAAUCAAGGCUUCCCUGUAUCUGAUUUCAGGUAAAUUAUGGUUUACGUUCAUUUUUGUUAAAUUCAUUCAUGCAAAGUUCAAAUAUUUUUCAUUUUCUUUAUUUUAAUGAAAUAUAAAGUAUUUCUUAUUAUUUUUAAUGUUUAAAUGCACUUUUAAGAAAUUUGAGCUUUCAUCAGAGUUAAAGUUUUUAUUUGACUUUGUUUAUUUUCAUUAAGCCAGUUUUGAUAUUUUUCUACUUUUAAAUGUUAAGUUAGUUGAAAAAGGUUUUUGGCUUGAUUAUUCAUUUUGUUGAUUAGUUAAAUUUAUUUUUAACAAGUUUCAUAACUGACACCAGGCGCGUUUUUAUAUUCUCUUUAUAAAACCGGAAAUGGUUAUUCCGUUUUGGUUUUUCAUAUUACUAUUUCUUUAAACACUGCCGCGUGAAACGUCUACAUCAGUCGCUAGUCCCAAACCUUUUGGACCGGAUUUAGUGACUAAGGGUCCUCCACUGCCAAGCGAGUUGCUAUUCCCCGUACUUAUAGUGUCGCAAAGUCAUAACAUCAAUAACAUCUUAAACACGACGCGACAAAUUGGUGGAGUUCCGAAACCCGGAGGAUAAAUCUGAAAGACAGAUCAACAAUGCCAGCCCCGGCAAACAGAGAGGAAGACACAAGCACUACGCAAACCCAUGACCAACAUGAGGACAUCAAUCAUUUAAAACGAAUACUGGAGGAGAAGGAAAAAGAGAUUGAAGCCCUCCGACAAGAGAACGAGGAAAUUCAGUUCCAAGACUUGGAAAACAGGCGGAGAGACCGUUGGCAGAUUGAAGACCGAGAGGAGGAGAUUAUACGCCUCCAAAAUGCCAUCCAGAACCAAAGACCAGAAACAAACACCGUGACAGCGUCCUCACCAAAGGUUAAACUGGAGAGUUACGAUGGACGCUCAUCCAUCAUCCACUGGUGGGUCAAGUUUAUGACAUUUAUUAGUUUACAGAAAUGGUCAGAGAAAGUGGCGAUUGACACCUUGCCAUUUUAUCUAAAAGGCGCCGCAGAGUCCUGGUUUUAUUCUGUGGAUGACGGUGUAAAGCAGUCCAUCUCAACCAUCAAACAAGCUAUUCAUAAUCGAUUUCAAGAAUCAUCCAGAAAUCGACUGGAAUUGAUGGAUGUGAAACAGAAAACAACCGAGUCAGUCGAGGAUUUUAUACAUAGGGUGACUCAAAUGACAACAGACAGACGCGUGGACCAGGAAUGGCUGAUCACAGUAAUCAUCAAUGGACUAAAACCGGACAUAGGAGCAGACGUAAUUAAGGUGGACCCGAGGACCCUGGAAGAACUGAGGAACGUGGCCAUCAGAUCUGAGGUCGCAGAGAGGAGACGCAACAACUCUACCACCAUUCAGGAGAACACCAACCUUGCGCUCCUCAAUGCUUUGCAAGACAUAAGGGAUGAUUUGAAGUCCAACAAUCAGCAACCACCUCAAUACCAACAACAACCCAGACGAUCUGGAAGACAGAGACCACCACACCCAGGCUUUCAUCAUCAGCAGCCGCAGCAACAACCCCGGUGGCCAGACUUUCAACAACCCCAGUGGCAGCAAUCUCGGUGGACAGAUCAACAACAACCUCGGUGGUCAGCACAGCCGCAACAGCAACCUGAAUGGCAAGAACCUGAUUGGCAGCAACCUCAGGGGCAGCAACAUCAGUGGCAGCAACCCCAGUGGCAGCAUGGACCACGGCCCGCCGGACCUCCUCAUCAUGGACCUCGCAGACCAGCCCAGUCCUACCACAAGAAGGGUGAGUUUUGUGAUUCUGGUCAAAAUUACAAUAAUGAUUCUUUAGUUAGAUGUUUUUAUUGUAGAGAGUUGGGUCAUUUUAAGAAACACUGCCCACACAAAAACACUUCUUACAGGCCACACAUUCGCCACACUCCACAACAAACUCCAGCACCUACACAGUACAUGUCACAACAAUAG
Messenger RNA from Magallana angulata, 2435 nucleotides. RefSeq lists its product as uncharacterized. The transcript has 2 exons. NCBI's taxonomy places the organism in Eukaryota, Metazoa, Mollusca, Bivalvia, Ostreida, Ostreidae. The coding region runs from base 1104 to 2435 and encodes 443 amino acids. Gene Ontology annotation, molecular function: zinc ion binding; nucleic acid binding. The record is from RefSeq and is a predicted model, not a curated record.